UGUAAAACUGCACAGUGCUCCUUUAAAAAGAAAAAAAAAAAAGAAAAAAAAAGAGAAGAAAAAUAACACAGGGAGACGGUCCCGGAACAUAUAUAUGACCGUGUGACAUCCCUCCUUCCACUUUCCGCCGGGUGCACUCUUCCACAGCAGCUCUGUUAUCAGUCCGCCCGGCUCAUAACUUUAGGCCAUGAAAUAUUAACCAGCGCCGGGACUCAUAAACACAUCUUCAGUGGGACGCCAUGAUUUCACGCUAUAUCACAAACAUUUUAAGGCAUCAGAUCCGCUGCCUGUCAUGGACUGUCAUUUUUGGCGUGUGAAUAAUAUAUCUUGGGUCCUUUCGGGCAGACAUACUUUGGCACUCAUGGCGCAUAAAUAGGUAAAUAACGCGGAUAAAUAGGUAAAUAACAGCAGCUAGCCGGCCGACAGCCGGAGGGGGGAAAAACAACAACAACAACAACAAAAAAGCUUUAAACUUCUUUAUCAUUAUUUUGCGCGUGUCCUUGCUGAUAUAAAUCGGAGUGAAAGGAGUCGGAGUCCGUAUGUUUUAAUCAAAUAUAGGCCCGUGUCACACUACAAACAAAUCACUUUGCUCACAGCGCGCCACAGAUUGUCCUAAUUAAGAUCUGUCUAAUUAAAUUACAGCCUCGAGUUAACCAAUGGCAGGACUCGUUUCAUUAGCAGAGGCAGGCAGAGUGAUGGAGAGAAAAUCCUUCCUGAUUGCACGGCGGUGUCAAUUGGCUAAUUUGACGCCUUCGAGUACCUCAAGGAUCAUAACGAGGCGUUUUCAGAUUGGGAAAAAAAAAGGCGUGCGCAAAAGCCUGUGAUAUAUGUUGAGCUAAUAGUGGCUUCCUAUCGAGCUAUGCAGGUCGAGAAUUGCAUCUCGCCCGCGAGUGAUCUCUCCAAGAAAUUUAUGAAUGUGGGCAGUGGCUUUGCGAGCUCCGAUGGAUCUGAGCUUUCGUUGCAGGACCAUCCUAUUAUAUGUGCGAGUGACAACCUGGAGAGAAGUUCACCUCUGAAAAAAAACUCCAGGGAGAUGACGAAUCAGUCAGAGGCAGACAAUUUUCCCGACUCCAAGGACGCAUCAGGGGACGUCCAGAGGGGCAAACUCUCUCCUGAUCUUCACGGAGUCUCUGACAUCCGUCAUAAUUUCGAUGGAUCUGCAGGAGAAAGGUGCAUCUUUUCUCCAUCCGCCCAGCCGCAGUCAGUCUCAGCAGCUCCCAGUGCCAUGUUCCCCUACCCGAGCCAGCAUGGACCAGCGCACCCGGCUUUCUCCAUCGGGAGUCCCAGCCGAUACAUGGCCCAUCACCCGGUCAUAACGAAUGGAGCUUACAACAGCCUUCUGACCAACACUUCUCCACAAGGCUACCCGGCGGCGGGCUACCCUUACGCGCAACAGUAUGGACACACGUACCAAGGAGGGGCUUUUUACCAGUUCUCCACCGCGCAGGCAGGACUGGUGCCGGGGAAGGCGCAGGUGUAUUUGUGCAACAGGGCCCUGUGGCUGAAGUUUCACAGGCACCAGACGGAGAUGAUCAUCACAAAGCAAGGGCGACGAAUGUUCCCAUUUUUAAGCUUCAACAUUUCUGGCCUCGACCCAACCGCUCACUACAAUAUAUUCGUGGACGUAAUACUCGCCGAUCCAAAUCACUGGCGGUUUCAAGGAGGCAAGUGGGUGCCAUGUGGGAAAGCAGACACAAAUGUAACAGGGAACAGGGUGUAUAUGCACCCGGACUCACCGAACACCGGUGCGCACUGGAUGCGUCAGGAGAUAUCUUUUGGGAAGCUAAAGCUCACAAACAACAAGGGUGCCUCCAACAACACGGGGCAGAUGGUGGUUCUCCAGUCCCUCCACAAGUACCAGCCCAGGCUCCAUGUGGUGGAAGUGAACGAGGACGGGACAGAGGACACCAGCCAACCAGGGAGAGUCCAGACUUUCACCUUCACCGAGACGCAAUUCAUCGCCGUCACAGCCUACCAGAAUACCGACAUCACGCAAUUGAAAAUCGACCACAAUCCGUUCGCUAAAGGAUUUCGGGACAACUACGACACUGUCUACACAGGCUGCGACAUCGACCGCCUAACUCCAUCGCCGGGUGACUCUCCGCGUUCACAGAUCGUGCCGGGUGCGAGAUAUGCCAUGCCUAGCUCUUUCCUGCAGGACCAAUUUGUCAGCACUUAUGCCAAAUCUCGCUUUCACCCUGGCAUGGGGACUGGUCCUGGCACGGAGCGCAGCGUCCCACUCGGCAACAGCUUGCUAUCCCCGCAGCAAACCGAGGAGCCCACUGUUGCCACCCCCCCGCAGCGAUGGUUUGUCACCCCUGCCAACAACCGACUGGACUUUGCUGCCUCGGCAUACGACGCCGCUGAUUUCGCCGGUAACGCGGCCACCUUGCUGUCCUACGCAGCGGCCGGAGUGAAGGCUCUUCCCCUGCCGACUGCAGGCUGCUCCAAUCGGCCUCUUGGCUAUUACGCAGACCCGUCGGGCUGGGGAGGACGCACGCCGCCGCAGUACUGCGGCGUAAACAGCAAGUCCAGCUCGGUCUUUUCCUGCUGGCCCACUAACUCUAUCGCGGGCAGAGCGGGCACCAACUACCUGGCCGAGGAGGGGGACUCCAUCCCGACGGAGAGGUCACCGAUCGGCGGCUCGGAGGAGGCCAAACCCAAAGACAUGACCUCAGAGUCGAACUGGAUAGAGACGCCGUCCUCCAUUAAGUCCAUCGACUCGAGCGACUCUGGGAUCUUUGAACAGGCCAAGAGGAGACGGAUCUCCCCCUCCGCCACGCCGGUGUCAGAGACUGUGUCCCCGCUAAAGUCUGAGCUGCUGACACCCAGAGAGUGCGAGAAAAACUGCACAAAGGACAUUGGUUACUACAGUUUCUAUCCUCACAGUUAAAACAAAGACAGAUCUAUCUAUCUAUCUAUCUAUCUAUCUAUCUAUCUAUCUAUCUAUCUAUCUAUCUAUCUAUCUAUCUAUCUAUCUAUCUAUCUAUCUAUCUAUCUACCUACAGGUUAAUCCAUUUAAAAAAAAACAAAUUGAUAAGGACUGUCACCUCCACACUUAAUGGCCAAAAAAUGUAAAUUCUUCCACCUCCUCUCUGUCUGUCCUGUCCUUGUUUCCUCACUGUUCAGUAAAGACAAACAAGCAAACAAACAAAAAAACAACAACACUGUAAUUAUGAACAUAAUGUACAUAAUAUCGGUGAUAGUGGCUGAAUGUACACAAAAUAGAUGAAUUCAUAAGUAGUGUUUUAAAAAAAGAAGAAAAAAAGAAGAAGGAAAGAAAGAAAGAAAGAAAGAAAGAAAGAAAGAAAGAAAGAAAGAAAGCGAAGCCUCUUCUGUUCAGUAGCCUGAAGCUGUUAGUAAAGAAAGAUAUGGAGAACCUGUACAUGAAAAAAAAAAUGUUUCUUGUGUAGCAUAUACUGGCACAAUAAUCCUCUGUCAGCGGAACAAAACAAAUGAAUGAACAAAAAAAAAAUUAAUCAUAUGUAUUUUGUACUUUAUCAAAGCUGUAGGCGACCCAAAAGUUUAUGAUCACCCGCUACAUCCAUGAUCCCUGUGGUUGAAUAAGUUAUACAUGUCGGUAAUGUAGACUUAGAGUCUGUUUUUAUUUCUUUUACUCCUUGAUUUUAUUCGAGCUGCUUAUUUUCCAUAGCCUGUAUGCUAUGCUGUUGUGGAAAAAAAAAUCUCUGUAUCUGCUGUGAUGUGAUUGGAACGUAAUAAAUUAUGUUAUCAUGAGGACAA
Messenger RNA from Acanthopagrus latus (yellowfin seabream), 3741 nucleotides. It is a transcript of the gene tbr1b, whose product is annotated as T-box brain transcription factor 1b. The transcript is spliced from 6 exons. Gene Ontology annotation, biological process: commitment of neuronal cell to specific neuron type in forebrain; cell fate specification; regulation of neuron projection development. Gene Ontology annotation, cellular component: nucleus. The record is from RefSeq and is a predicted model, not a curated record. Lineage: Eukaryota; Metazoa; Chordata; Actinopteri; Spariformes; Sparidae. Gene Ontology annotation, molecular function: RNA polymerase II cis-regulatory region sequence-specific DNA binding; DNA-binding transcription factor activity, RNA polymerase II-specific. The coding region runs from base 860 to 2893 and encodes 677 amino acids.